Messenger RNA from Soboliphyme baturini, 317 nucleotides. NCBI's taxonomy places the organism in Eukaryota, Metazoa, Nematoda, Enoplea, Dioctophymatida, Soboliphymatidae. The record is from the annotation of a GenBank genome assembly.
AUGCCGAGCAGCCCCACAAGCGACAAGCGGCUAAUCACCUGCAUACUACCUUCGGUCGCAAAGCAUGCAUCGAUCAAGAAAAGCAGUGCAGCUCCGAGCUUCACUUACGGAAGCCAGUCGGCGGUCACUGUUGUUCCGCACUCGGAAAGCCACGGUCUCGCGAACGAACGGCAGCGGAGCGAGCAGAAGGAGGAACAUUCCAGUAAGUUUUUUUUGUUUCAGGUUUCGCAUCUCUUGACCAUACUUCAUAUUGCCUUCCUGCCAUUGAUUUUCUGUAAAGGGUGUCUAGCUUUUUAUACUUACACGGUUGUGUGAGA